This is a messenger RNA of Condylura cristata (star-nosed mole), 3457 nucleotides long. RefSeq names its product ATP-binding cassette, sub-family B (MDR/TAP), member 9 (gene ABCB9). Gene Ontology annotation, molecular function: ATP binding; ATP hydrolysis activity; ABC-type oligopeptide transporter activity. Gene Ontology annotation, biological process: transmembrane transport; peptide transport. The record is from RefSeq and is a predicted model, not a curated record. Gene Ontology annotation, cellular component: lysosomal membrane. The coding region runs from base 261 to 2561 and encodes 766 amino acids. Lineage: Eukaryota; Metazoa; Chordata; Mammalia; Eulipotyphla; Talpidae. The transcript has 12 exons.
GGCUCCGACCUUGCUGCGGCGCAGCCGGGCGGGAGGCGGGAGGAGCGACGGGAGGACUGUUUGCAGCGCCGCGCCGGGCGCGGUCUCCAAUGAGCAGCGCGGAGCCUGCGCAUCCGACGACCCGAGUCCUCUGCGCCCCUUCCCCGCGGCUCACCUGGUGCCAGGUAGGGUAACAGGUCUGGCCUCGCCUGGUGGACAAUGGCCUUGCCCCCAUGAGCUAGAACCUGCCCCUCAGCACCUGUCCGCCUCCAGCCUGCAGGAUGCAGCUGUGGAAGGCCGUGGUGGUGACGCUGGCCUUCAUGAGUGUGGACAUUGGUGUGACCACAGCCAUCUACGUCCUCAGUCACCGGGACCGCAGCCUGCUGGAGGACAUCCGCCAUUUCAAUGUCUUUGACUCGGUGCUGGACCUCUGGGCCGCCUGCCUGUACCGCAGCUGCCUGCUGCUGGGUGCCACCAUUGGCGUGGCCAAGAACAGUGCCCUGGGGCCCCGGCGGCUGCGGGCCUCAUGGACGGUCAUUGCCCUUGUGUGCCUCUUUGUGGGCAUCUACGCCAUGGUCAAACUGCUACUCUUCUCUGAGGUGCGCAAGCCAGUCCGGGACCCGUGGUUCUGGGCCCUCUUUGUGUGGACUUAUAUCUCGCUCGCUGCCUCCUUCCUUCUCUGGUGGCUACUGUCCACCGUGCGGCCGGGCACCAAAGCCCUCGAGCGAGGUGCAGGUGCCGAAGCCGAGGCUUUCCCUGCAGAGGGCCAGCGCCCACCUGAGCAGGCCUCGGGGGCCACGCUGCAGAAGCUGCUGUCCUACACCAAGCCCGAUGGGGCCUUCCUCGUGGCCGCCUCCUUCUUCCUCAUCAUUGCAGCUCUGGGGGAGACCUUCUUACCCUACUAUACCGGCCGGGCCAUCGAUGGCAUUGUCAUCCAGAAGAGCAUGGAGCAGUUCAGCACGGCCGUCAUCAUCAUGUGUCUGCUGGCCAUCGGCAGCUCGUUUGCCGCAGGUAUUCGGGGCGGCAUUUUUACCCUCAUAUUUGCCAGACUGAACAUUCGCCUUCGAAACCGUCUCUUCCGCUCACUGGUGUCCCAGGAGACAAGCUUCUUUGAUGAGAAUCGCACAGGGGACCUCAUCUCCCGCCUCACCUCGGAUACCACCAUGGUCAGUGACCUGGUCUCCCAGAACAUCAACAUCUUCCUGCGGAACACUGUCAAGGUCACGGGCGUGGUAGUCUUCAUGUUCAGCCUCUCGUGGCAGCUCUCCCUUGUCACCUUCAUGGGCUUCCCCAUCAUCAUGAUGGUGUCAGACAUCUAUGGCAAAUACUACAAGAGGCUCUCCAAAGAGGUGCAGAAUGCCCUGGCCAGGGCCAGCAACACAGCUGAGGAGACCAUCAGUGCCAUGAAGACAGUCCGGAGCUUUGCCAACGAGGAGGAGGAGGCAGAGGUGUACUUGAGGAAGCUGCAGCAAGUGUACAAGCUGAACAGGAAGGAGGCAGCGGCUUACACCUACUACGUCUGGGGCAGCGGGCUUACGCUGCUGGUGGUCCAGGUCAGUAUCCUCUACUACGGGGGCCACCUCGUCAUCUCAGGGCAGAUGACCAGCGGCAACCUCAUCUCUUUCAUCAUCUAUGAGUUUGUCCUGGGAGACUGCAUGGAGUCCGUGGGCUCCGUCUACAGCGGCCUGAUGCAAGGAGUGGGGGCUGCUGAGAAGGUGUUCGAGUUCAUUGACCGGCAGCCAACCAUGGUGCAUGAUGGGAACUUGGCUCCCGACCACCUGGAGGGCCGGGUGGACUUUGAGAACGUGACCUUCACCUACCGCACUCGGCCCCACACCCAAGUCCUGCAGAAUGUCUCCUUCAGCCUGUCCCCAGGAAAGGUGACUGCGCUUGUGGGGCCGUCAGGAAGUGGCAAGAGCUCCUGCGUCAACAUCCUGGAGAACUUCUACCCCCUGGAGGGGGGCCGCGUGCUGCUGGAUGGGAAACCCAUCAGCGCCUAUGACCACAAGUACUUGCACCGUGUGAUCUCCCUGGUGAGCCAGGAGCCAGUGCUGUUUGCCCGCUCCAUCACAGACAACAUUUCCUAUGGCCUGCCCACUGUGCCCUUUGAGAUGGUGGUGGAGGCUGCACAGAAGGCCAAUGCCCAUGGCUUCAUCAUGGAGCUCCAGGAUGGCUACAAUACAGAGACAGGGGAGAAGGGCGCUCAGCUGUCAGGAGGCCAGAAGCAACGGGUGGCCAUGGCCCGGGCUCUGGUGCGGAACCCACCUGUCCUCAUUCUGGAUGAAGCCACCAGUGCCCUGGAUGCAGAGAGCGAGUACCUGAUCCAGCAGGCCAUCCACGGCAACCUGCAGAAGCACACGGUGCUCAUCAUCGCACACCGGCUGAGCACGGUAGAGCGGGCGCAUUGCAUUGUGGUGCUGGACAAGGGCCGUGUGGUGCAGCAGGGCACCCAUCAGCAGCUGCUGGCUCAGGGCGGCCUCUAUGCCAAGCUCGUUCAGCGGCAGAUGCUGGGGCUCGAGCCCGCCUCAGACUACACAGCCUGCCACAAGGACCCCUCCAGCAAUGGCAGUCACAGGGCCUGACCCCACCUUUGCCUCCCCCAGGGCACAGGCCCUCCCACCUGGUAGCUGUGCCCCUGAGCCCCCCCUCCCCCGCCUUCUGGCUCGGGCCAGGGCACUGAGGGAGACCUGCCUUGUUCCCCACGUCACUGCUUCCUGCAUUUUGCCCCUGGUUCCCACCCUCAGCCACCCCCUCCAGUCUGGGUAAUGAGGACACAGGGUCUCUCUAUCCGGUCUUCGAGGCUUUUAAGCAAAAGUACCUUUUUAAACCAAGAUCUUACCAGGUUUUUAACUGCUUGUUUUGAAGGGCCCCAGUCUGCUCCUAGAUUUCAAAAACAUUUUUUCUAACUGGGAGUAGUAGUGGGCAAGGUCAUUGAGACAUUCCAGAAGCUUUUAUACCAGGAAUAAAUGCCCCUUUCCGAUGGCCUGGGGGAUGUCAGGGGAGAGCUAAUUGCCUCUGUGCUUUGUUCUCCCCCAGAUAAGGGGCUUCCUUGUCCCAGAGGAGGCACAGGCUGGGGGUUUCUUGUCUUCCUGGUCCCAGCAAGUGAGUCAGCCCAGGGACUGCAGGACAGUGGAAGGCGUCCAUCUGCCCAUUGCCCGCCGCCCUGCAAAUCUAAGCUAGUCUCACUGUGAACCACUACAAACCUUAACUGGGAGUGUGGGGGGCUGGCCAGGCCUGGAACACCCUUGGGGUGCCCCUAGUCCAAUGCCCAGCUCUAGGCCCCUGGCCCUGCCUGGUCCCCAUCCCCCUCCCUCGGCUGGCACCCUGCCCUCUACCCACCCCACCAUUGCUGUUCCACACUUGGGAGACGCAUUCUCUUCCCUGUCAGGUAGAUGGGACAGAUGCAAAUCCCCGGGUCUGGCUUCACGGGGGUGUAAGGCGCUGGCAGAACCCCAUCAAUAAAGUGUACUACCUCUGA